Molecule: messenger RNA, 1711 nt
Organism: Eutrema salsugineum
Lineage: Eukaryota; Viridiplantae; Streptophyta; Magnoliopsida; Brassicales; Brassicaceae
Product: ATP sulfurylase 2
Exons: 5
Coding region: 56-1552 (498 amino acids)
Biological process (GO): sulfate assimilation
Molecular function (GO): sulfate adenylyltransferase (ATP) activity; adenylylsulfate kinase activity
Source: RefSeq, a predicted model, not a curated record
UUCUUCAUCUUCCUCCAAACAUGUUCCCCCAAAUCUCAGCCUCACUGUUCACUCUAUGCUCUCCACUUCUCUCGCUUCACUUAAUUCACCAAGAUCCAUGUCUCUUCUGAUCAGAUCCUCCUACGUUUCUCAAUCUCACCUCAAUCUCUUCCAACCUAGAAACUCAAAAUUAAUCUCUUUCACCGAUCGAAUCCCGUCCAAAUUAGUGUUCGUUUCUUCUUUCAAUCACAACCCGUUCGUCGAUUUGGUGUAUAAACGCAACCCAACAAUGCAAUCUGUCUCAUCUUCUUCGAUGACUGUUAAGAGCUCCUUGAUUGACCCAGACGGUGGGGAAUUAGUGGAAUUGGUGGUACCCGAAUCGGAGGUUGGGCCGAAGAUGGCGGAAUCAGAGGCGAUGCCGAAAGUGAAGCUGACGAAGAUCGAUCUGGCGUGGGUACAUGUGAUCAGCGAAGGCUGGGCUAGUCCAUUGAAAGGGUUCAUGAGAGAAGACGAGUAUCUGCAGAGUUUGCAUUUCAAUUCUCUUAGGUUAAAAGAUGGGACUCAUGUGAACAUGUCGCUUCCUAUUGUUCUUGCCAUUGAUGAUAAUACCAAAGAACAGAUCGGAUCAUCCAAGUGUGUUGCUCUUGUUAGCCCUCAAGGAGAUAUUAUCGGUUCUCUCCGAAGUGUAGAGAUAUACAAACACAACAAGGAAGAAAGAAUUGCUCGAACUUGGGGAACUACUUCUCCAGGAUUGCCAUAUGUGGAAGAACACAUCACUCCAUCUGGGAACUGGCUGAUCGGUGGCGAUUUAGAAGUUUUCCAGCCGAUCAAGUAUAACGAUGGGCUUGAUCAUUACAGGCUCUCUCCUAAACAGCUUAGGAAAGAAUUCGACAAUCGUCAGGCAGAUGCUGUUUUUGCCUUCCAGUUAAGGAACCCUGUGCACAAUGGCCAUGCUCUGUUGAUGAAUGAUACCAGAAAAAGGCUUUUGGAAAUGGGCUACAAGAAUCCUGUCCUCUUGCUUCACCCUUUAGGAGGUUUCACAAAAGCUGACGAUGUUCCUCUUGAUGUUCGAAUGGAACAACAUAGCAAGGUUCUUGAAGAUGGAGUUCUUGACCCGGAGACCACUAUUGUCUCGAUAUUUCCUUCACCGAUGCACUAUGCUGGUCCAACCGAAGUUCAAUGGCACGCCAAGGCUAGGAUUAAUGCUGGUGCUAAUUUCUAUAUUGUAGGUCGUGACCCUGCGGGAAUGGGCCAUCCUACUGAGAAGAGAGAUCUAUAUGAUCCUGAUCAUGGAAAGAAAGUCUUAAGCAUGGCUCCUGGGCUUGAGAAACUAAACAUUCUUCCGUUUAGGGUUGCAGCUUACGAUACAAUUGAGAAGAAAAUGGCGUUUUUUGAUCCCUCUCGUGCGAAAGAGUUUCUUUUCAUUUCUGGAACAAAGAUGCGAACGUAUGCAAGAACAGGGGAGAAUCCUCCAGAUGGGUUUAUGUGUCCCAGUGGAUGGAAUGUUCUUGUCAAAUACUAUGCUAGCUUGCAAGAAAGCGAUGAAUCAUCAAAACAAAAGGCCGUUGUUUGAAGGCUUUUGUUUCACUUUUAAGUCUUGUAAUAAACUCUUAUAAAAGAACUGUCGUUGCAAAGCAAACGAACAACGAGAGUCACAGUUUCAGAUUCCUCCUGCUUCCUUACAUUGAUUGACACUACUGCAUCCAGGAUAUGCGAAAGUCUUUGGACAACA